AUGACUUCCGAAAAGUCGCCAAUGGCUUCGGAAAAGUCUGCCUCUCGCUUCAUAGAGACUGGUGUUCUCCAACCGCCGAGUCCUACUACUGAUGCUGCUACGCUCAAGAGGCUUGAGGCUGGUGAUCAUGGCGCCGUCAAGACGACGGAGUAUUUCACGAGGAAGAGUCCCCCGUCGAGAUCCGCUCAUAGCUCAUAUUCGGGUACGCCUGUUGCGAUGCAGAUUCCCGACGCCGCGGCUGCGGAUCUGCCUGUUGUCGCGAGGUAUAUCGCCCGUCGCGCAACGCUUCUAGGAUGGUUCGAUGAACCUGCUGCUACUGCCAUCACAAGCGGCUGGUCGUCAACAUGUAUUGCCCUCAAGAAGCUUGAUGGCACAUACAUCUACAACCCAGAUGACCCCAGCCCAGACUUGGCCGCUGCUGUCAAUCGCCUCAAUGAGAGUGCUAUCGUGUCGAUGGCCUCUGAGGUCACCAACUCGGUGCUUGACAGCAUCAAGCCUGACCAGGCGAGUCUUGUGAAUGAAGACACUGGCGCUCGCAUCCCCAUCAUUCCCAGUCUUGCAGAUGUUCAUGAGACACUUGUGAACUUGACAAGUUCAUGCAUUGUUGUUCAAGAACGAUGUGUCCUCAUCUGGGCUCACGAGGCGAGGACUGUUCUUACAGUGGCUCACAAUGUUGAGAAGCAGAUGCUCGGAUUCAUCGUUGGCCCCAACAUGCCUCGUGGUCUUCACGCCCAAACAGAAGAUCAAUCCGUCAAUGGUAUGCCAACUCCCGUCCGCGGUGCCAUUGAUGAGAGAAAUGAGGUUUACCAAGCCGCCAUCAAGGUUGAGGAGGGCGGUGAAGGAGAUGAAGACGUCGAGGGCCAGGAGCUCAAGCGUCCGACUCUUCUUGUUCACUCGUUCCGAAUUGGUAUUGUCAUCUUGCUGGUCAUUCUCACGCAGAGCGUGGGUGUUUCAAGGUUGAUUCGGCAAUGGUCUUGGGAUGGCGAUUUUACGCGCUUUGCCCUGGUUGCUGUCACUCCGCCUCUGUGCGUUUUGUCAUUGUUCUUCUUCAUCGUGGUCGUCAGUAGUGUCUUCCAACUACUUCUGCCCGCUGGAAUCUGCUUGAGGAACUCGAAAUUCCACUCUGCCAUCAAGCCCAACCCUAAGCGCUACAGGGACUACCAACUUCCUCACAUCACCGUUCAGAUGCCUGUCUACAAGGAGGGUCUCCGAGGUGUCAUCGUCCCUACCAUGGUCUCCGUAAUGGCAGCAAUCCAACACUACGAAAACCAAGGCGGAACCGCCUCAGUCUACAUCAACGACGACGGCAUGCAAUGCAUCCAACCCGAGCUCGCUGCCGCCCGCAAGCAAUACUACCGCGAAAACGGCAUCGGCUACUGCGCCCGCCUGCCCAACAAGAAAUCCCCCAAUCCCCAAGGCCGCGCCAACGAACUUGGUUUCGUGCGCAAGGGCAAGUUCAAAAAGGCUAGUAACAUGAAUUAUUGUCUUGCUUUCUCGAACAGAGUUGAAGAUGAGAUGUUGAGACUUACGGAGUUGGAGUGUGAGAGUAGAGGGUGUUCGUAUGAGGAUUUGAGUGCGGAGGAUGAUGAUCGGCUGUAUGACCAGGCGUUGCAGAACAUGGUUGAUGCUGAUGAGGGGAAGACGUGGGCGGAGGGGAAUAUCCGCAUGGGUGAGAUCAUUCUUCUCAUUGACUGCGAUACCCGUGUCCCCAUUGAUUGUCUUCUCUACGGCGCUCUCGAGAUGUACGAAUCUCCUGAAGUCGCUAUCCUCCAGCACGGUUCAGGCGUCAUGCAAGUUGCACAUAACAUCUUUGAGAACGGUAUCACCUACUUCACCGACAUUGUCUACACAGCUAUCAAGUAUGGUGUUGGCACUGGAGACGUCGCGCCGUUUGUUGGUCACAAUGCAUUCUUGAGAUGGAAGGCUAUUCAGAGUGUUGCGUUUGUUGAUCCGUCCGACAAGGUCACUAAGUGGUGGUCUGACUCGCAUGUGUCUGAGGACUUUGAUAUCAGUUUGAGAGUGCAGAUGGCUGGUAUGGUAUGUCGGUUGGCGACAUAUCAUAAUGGUGGCUUUCAGGAAGGUGUAUCGUUGACGGUUUAUGAUGAGUUGAACAGAUGGGAGAAGUAUGCUUAUGGAUGCAACGAGCUUGUCUUCCAUCCUUUCUACAAGUGGCCAUACAAGGGUCCCGUUACUCGACUCUUCCUCCGCUUCCUCUGGAGUAACAUGCCAGUCACCAGCAAGGUCUCCAUUCUGGCCUACAUCUUCACUUACUACGCCAUUGCUGCUGGUAUGCUCCUUACCCUGGUGAACUACGUCCUCGUCGGUCUCUUCUUCCAGGACCUUGACCAGUUCUACACUCCGUCAUGGGGUAUCUGGGUCUCUCUCCUGGUCGUCUUCAACGGCGUCGCCUCCAUCGCCACAAGCAUGACCCGCCACCGUCUCAAAGAAAAGUCUUUCUGGGUCGCCAUCCUCGAAGCCUGCAAAUGGCUUCCCUUUCUUCUUCUCUUCUUUGGCGGCAUCAGUAUCAACUGUGCCAAGGCUCUUCUCUGCCACGCCUUCUCGGUCAACAUUGAGUGGGCAUCGACAUCGAAGGAGCUGGGUCCUACAGGUAUCUACAUCGGCUUGAACAAGAUGAUGCACCGAUUCAAGUGGACGUUCCUUAUCUGCAUCGUUCUUGCAGCUGGUAUGAUGUAUAUGGCUUUUGGUGCGCCCUGGGGUUGGACUAUUGCUCCUGGAAAGUUCUCUGCUGGUACAUAUGCCAUUGUUCCUUUGGCUGUGCAGGUCUCCUGCGCAUUUGCUCUGCCGCUUUUCCUCGGCUUGACUUAA
Molecule: messenger RNA, 2826 nt
Organism: Fusarium verticillioides 7600
Lineage: Eukaryota; Fungi; Ascomycota; Sordariomycetes; Hypocreales; Nectriaceae
Exons: 10
Coding region: 1-2826 (941 amino acids)
Source: RefSeq, a predicted model, not a curated record